UUAAAUUUCUAAUUUUUAUAGCGGAGGUGAUCGAGAGCUUUAGGACAAGAUAUCUCUUUACAACCCGAAUAAUUCGUCAUAGCCGACUAAUUUCUCCUCGCUUGAGGCUUCGCGAGCAGAGGUUGGUUCGUUCGACGUUGGAAACUUCGACGGUUCGCUCUCCGACACCUUUGUCUUCUCUAAAUCGUCCCCAUUGAACCUGGGGUUUCCAAAAAAAGAAGAAAAAGAAAGGAAGUGGGGAGCUGAGACGGCAAAAUCGAUCGGGCGAGAGAGAGAAAGAGAGAGUCUUGGGUGGUCAAAGCUUGCGCGGUUCGUGGCUGAGGACGCUGAUCGGUGGGCUUUGUGCUUGAAUCGAUCCUCGCGUGAAAUUUUCGGUGCGGAGCUUCUGGGAGGGAGGGAGGGAGAGGGUGUGCUUUUUCCUGCUAGUCUUUUUGAGUCGAUGCUGAAUUGCUGAAGUUGGUGGCGCCGAGCAUUUGUAAUCGGGAUUGAUGGGUGUCGAAUUUUGAUGGUUCGUGCUGUUGAGCUCCUCGUGCUUGUGUUGUUGCCAUGGCUGUGCUGAGUCGUGCGCCGGUGAUAACGCCAAGCGUGGAUCGAAUUCGGAUUCAUGAAAUUGGAGUUUCGGCGAUUAUGGCGAGCAGAGGGGAGAUUGUGCCUGAACCAGUGACGCCGGCGGUCGAGGAUAAGAUUCAUGUCGCGGUCGGGAAUAAUGUGAAAGAGAGCAAAUUGACGCUUAUUUGGGCUGUGCAGAACUCUGGUGGCAAGAAGAUUUGUGUUCUUUAUGUUUUGGUUCCUUCGCAGAAGAUCCGGAUGGAGGGACUUGGUGCUGAAAUUCCUGUGAGCUCAGCAACAGAGCAGAUGGUGAGAGCGCACAGGGAAACUGAGAGGCGAAACAUGCAUAUACUUUUGGAUGAGUACCUUCGCAUUUGUAGCCAAAUGGGGGUACGAGCAGAGAAACUAUUUACAGAAGCAGGCUCUAUUGAGAAGGGGAUUUUGGAACUUAUCCAGGUGCAUGGUAUCAGAAAACUUGUUAUGGGAGCAGCAGCAGACAGGCGCUAUUCCAAGAAAAUGAUGGAGCUCAAGUCCAAAAAGGCCAUUUCUGUCCGAGAAGAGGCACCUCUUUGCUGUCACAUUUGGUUUAUAUGCAGUGGUCACCUCAUUCAUACAAGGGAGGCUAGUACAGAUCAAGCUGAUACAGAAGUUCCCUCUUCACUGGUUCCAAUUAACGCUACUCCUGAUUCUGGAGUGUCAACUCUCUCGAGUUCAUCGUCUGGGACGCCGCGUAGGAACGAUACACAGAAACUGACAAAUCCAGUGCAAGAUAUGUUUAGCAGAGUAUUAUUCUCUUCAAAUAGCGAGAGGCGUGGAGGGAGGUCAGUUGUUUCUUUUUCCCCAGAGAGUCCUCCAGGACCAUCAACUGCCCAAAGCACGUUGGAACGCGAGGAGAGUUACCAUGAAACUGAAAGGUCAUCAAGGAGGAGUCGCUCUCAGAGUUCAGUUGCUUCAUCAUGCUCAUCCAUUGGUGCAACUGAGAUGAUAUCCUCUCCAGAUGUCAUGCCAGAAAUGAGCGACAGGAGGGGAGAGAUAAGUCAGUCAAACUGUAAUGACGAGGAUUCAGCUCCUUCCAGUACGCUGGAUGUAAAUAUGAAUGACGAUCUGUACGAUCAACUUGAGCAAGCCCUAACGGAGGUUGAGAAUGCAAAGAUAGACACGCUUCAAGAGGCAGUGAGGCGUGCAAAAGCUGAGAAGGAUGCCAUUGAAGGCAUGAGAAAGGUAAAAGCUUUGGAAAGCUUGUAUGCGGGGGAGCAUAAGCUAAGGAAAGAAAUUGAGGAAGCUCUCGCAAAAGAAGAAGAAGAACUUGGCAAGAUGAAGAAUCAGCGAGAUGAAGUCUUAGAAGAACUUCGUAUUGCCUUGGAUCAGAAGUCAUCAUUAGAGAGCCAAAUUGCAGAAACAGAUCAAAUUGUAAACGAGCUAGAGCAGAAGAUCAUUUCUGCUGUUGAACUUCUGCAGAGUUAUCACCAAGAACGAAAUGAGUUGCAGAUUGAGCGUGACAACGCACUCAGAAAAGCUGAGGAGUUGAGGAGCAGACAAGGUGAUACCUUGAGUGCGACCUUUCCUCAGUAUUUCUCUGAGUUUUCUUUUUCAGAAAUUGAGGAAGCAACUCGAAACUUUCAUCCAUCAUUAAAAAUUGGAGAAGGCGGCUAUGGGAGCAUAUAUAAAGGUUCCCUUCGUCACACACCGGUGGCUAUCAAAAUGCUGCAUUCUCAUAGCUUGCAAGGUCCUCAAGAAUUUCAACAAGAGGUGGACGUCUUGAGCAAGGUGAGGCACCCAAAUCUGGUCACACUUAUUGGAGCUUGUCCAGAGGCUUGGACUCUGGUCUACGAAUAUCUACCGAAUGGAAGCCUUGAAGAUCGACUCAGCUGCCGUGACAACACGCCGCCAUUAUCAUGGCAAACUAGGACACGAAUUGCCACUGAGCUCUGCUCAGCCCUCAUCUUUCUUCAUUCUAGCAAACCUCACAACAUUGUGCAUGGAGAUUUAAAGCCGGCUAAUAUCCUUCUAGAUGCCCACCUUGAGAGCAAACUCAGUGAUUUUGGCAUCUGCCGCCUGUUAUCGCUCAAUGAACGUUCCAGUAACAACACCGCUUUGUGUAGAACUGAUCCAAAGGGAACUUUUGUAUAUAUGGAUCCGGAGUUCCUCUCUACAGGAGAGCUCACUACCAAGUCCGAUGUUUAUUCUUUUGGGAUAAUACUGCUGCGGUUGUUGACAGGGCGACCUGCCCUGGGAAUUUCAAAGGAAGUGCAGUAUGCACUUAGUGCGGGAAAAUUGAAAUCCCUCUUGGAUCCUUUGGCUGGAGAUUGGCCCUAUGUGCUAGCUGAGCAGUUGGCCCAUUUAGCUCUGAGGUGCUGUGAGAUGAACAGAAAGGACAGGCCAGACCUUGGGUCGGAUGUGUGGAGAGUACUUGAACCGAUGAGAGCUUCCUGUGGAGACUUCUCGUCCUUUAGAAUGAAUUCUGAAGAACGGUGGCAACCUCCUCCUUAUUUCAUUUGUCCAAUUCUGCAGGAAGUCAUGCAAGAUCCGCAAGUUGCGGCAGAUGGAUUCACUUACGAAGCAGAGGCUUUGCGAGGAUGGCUUGAGAGUGGCCACGAUGCUUCGCCGAUGACAAACCUCCAGCUUGCGCACAAAAAUCUUGUCCCUAACCGCGCGCUCCGCUCUGCAAUCCAGGAGUGGUUGCAGAACCAUUAAGGACCGAUAUUUGCCGGGUGUAUUCUUCUCUCAGUAUUUUUCGACGGAUGCUUAUCAACUUCAUCCUUUCCCAUCCCCCUUUUCUCUUUUUGCCGUUUUAGUUUGGCCUAUAUUAGGAGGAUGUCUUACGCACACCUUUACUAUGUCCCUGUAAUGAAUGCAGGACAGGCAUGCGUCUGUGUGAUCAUUUUUACUGUACAGAAGACAGCACAUGUACAUUAGCCCUAUGUGAUACAAAACAGUUUCCAUUUUCCUUUCAGCA
Rhodamnia argentea is the source of this 3505-nucleotide messenger RNA. Its product is annotated as U-box domain-containing protein 33-like. Bases 547 to 3243 code for a protein of 898 amino acids. The record is from RefSeq and is a predicted model, not a curated record. NCBI's taxonomy places the organism in Eukaryota, Viridiplantae, Streptophyta, Magnoliopsida, Myrtales, Myrtaceae. Gene Ontology annotation, molecular function: protein kinase activity; ubiquitin-protein transferase activity; ATP binding. The transcript is spliced from 9 exons. Gene Ontology annotation, biological process: protein ubiquitination; protein phosphorylation.